Molecule: messenger RNA, 3585 nt
Organism: Chara braunii
Lineage: Eukaryota; Viridiplantae; Streptophyta; Charophyceae; Charales; Characeae
Source: the annotation of a GenBank genome assembly
GCAGACCUAAGUGAAGCUGCAAACCUAAAUGGUCCCUGACCUGUCUGUGGUUUCGCAGAAGUUCAGUGGAACAGGUAUUUUGGCCGGGGAAAUGUUGCCAUGUAAUGCCGUAGCAAAGAGACAGCCCGGCAAGAAAACCGUUUUGGAGCAAAUCAUACAAGACAUCGAAGGAAUUGUGCAGUAUGGCGAUGGUGGUAAGAUGCGACCAGCAGAAGAUGUGAAAGCUGAUAUGGUAGCUCAGGCAGCCAUGCAAAUUCCUCAACAUGGUAAUAAUAGAAGUAAGAAUUCUAUGUAUGCUUCUGGCAAAGGGAACUGUCAAAGCGCUGUUGAGGAUUUGAAGGAUGCAAGGACAGGCUUGUUUGUCUCUCCUGCGAGAGGCAAGAAACUUGAUGAAGGUUUUCAGCAUAGGGCUUCAUUCGCUGCUCCUGCACGAGAUGAGAAACUCGACAAAGGUUCUGUUCAGAGGGCUGAUGUGGUAACUCAGGCAGCCAUGCAGAUUCACCGAAAUGGUAAUAGAAGUAGGGAUUUCAUGCACGCUCCUGCCGAAGGCAAUCAUGAAAGGACUACUGACCAUUUUAAGGAUGCAAGGACAGGCUCGUUUGUUGCAAAUGCACAUGACGAUCACGUCCUUCACGCACUGUCAAGAACUGCUGCGGGGCAGUCUGCUGAUCAGCGCCAUACUGCAACAGUCGGCGAUGCACAUCUCCCUGUGGAGGUGGAUGUGAAGCUUCGUCAUCACUUAGCCUCAAAUCUGGAUGUUAGGGAAGAGAGGGUAGCAAACAAGUGCGAUUAUGGUAACAAUAUCAGUAAGAGAGGAAAACCUGAUCGAUUUGUGCCCGACGAGUGGCGCUCCAGCACAGGCACCUCUAGGAAAGAUGGUCAGACGAGGAGAAUCAGCAAGGACUGGCCGCCCUUUCUCUCAGAAGUGGACAGGCUCCGUGAACCGAGAGCAGCACAAUCGAAGACAGUAGUUAGUGAAAAGGGAAACACCGUGGGGAGUGCAACUCGUGACGGGGAGAAGGUGGUGGAUUCCAAGGCUGUUGUGCCUCUGGAUUUUGCAGAGGCACAGUCGACUCCAGGUGGUGGGCAAGGGGAAAAUCGGAGAGAGUUGGUGGCUGAGGCGGGGGUGAUGAAUAAUGGCGGUGGUGAUGGCAGACAAAAACCGCUGUGCAAGUCCUGGUGUCAUGAUUCGUUGUUCUCUCCUGGGGAUGCCUUUUGGGAUGAAGCAGUUGCCCUUGCAGAUGAGGCAAUUGCGAAGAGAGAGGCAGGCCUGAGAAUUGAGGAUCGGAAGGGAGAAUCAAGCUCGACGGGGGGGGAAGCUUCAAAGAGUCCGCAUCACAUCGUGCUUGAGAAAGGUGGUAAUAACUGCUCCCGGGAUGCAAAGGUGAAUGGUCGUAGCGGGAAGACACGUGGAGAUGGCACACAGAGGGAAAUAGGUACCUGUGAGGCAUCAGUUGACCCUGAUGCUGGAAGCAGCGGAAAACAAGCAUGCUCACCACUUCCUAUCAAGAAGAUUGAUUUCGCAGUCGCAGAUAUAUCUAAGGAGUUGGAGUUGCCAGAAACAGUUUGUGAAUCAGGCUCCUUGCCAGUGGCGAUGCUGGUCAGUCCAGUACACAAGCAUACUGUGCAGGCUUUCUCUUCCGAGUUGCGCGUUGAGCAGCACUCGCACAGAGUCCUAGAUGAUGCACAAAUGUUAUCAGGAGUUACAAAGGAUUCUGUUUUGGAGGGGAGCCGAGGCAUUCAGGUAAUGGGCAGCCAGGCCAUUGUUGGUGCUUUGCAAUUGAAGCAGGCCCCUCUCACGGGCAAGACAUCCGAGGAGAGGGAAGCACCAGGAAGGGUAAACGGAGGAGGAGGAGGAGAUUUGGCUGCAGGUGAGCCUCUGCAUGUAGUUUCUAGCCACACAGGCAACAUGGAGCCAUGCAUGAUGAAAAAUUUAAGCACUAUUGCUUUGCCACUUAAGGGUUCAUUGUCUUAUGACUCCGUGGUGAGACUUGGUUCAAGCACUGAUGGUGCUGAGGAUGUUGACGUUCACCCACAGGUUCCGAGUAUGGAAGAACCUCUUGGGGUUGGUUAUGGAACACAACAAUCUGUUUGCUCAAACGGACCAGAAAGGCCAUCGUUAAGGAGUGAGAUCAAUCAUCCAAGCGUCAUUGUUAUUGAUGGUGCACAUGCGCCUACAGGCGGGUCAAGAGAUGUAGGGAAUGAGGAUCAUCAGCUUGAGGGGUUAGAACCAGCUGGUAAUCCUUGUGUCUCCUUGAAGGAAGAGCCAGCAGCAAGUGAGAGCUGUAGAAGUGCUGCUUCGCAGGGUGCCGCUGGGAUCACGGAAGCUGCACCUCAUAAUCACGCUUCUGCCCCUGGCAAUAGUAUCAAGGAAGCAGAUUCGGUGGGCGUAAGAGGAGACAACCCUACCUUAUGUAAUCCAUCAGGAGGACAGCCUGGGGAUGCAGUUGGGAAUCUUAGUGAUAGAGGAACAGGUGAAGAGACCCUGGACAGAUGGCUUCCUAGUGAGGUUUCUGCAGUUUAUGCCAAGAAGGGUGUAAAAACAAUGUAUCCCUGGCAGAGGGAGUGCCUGAUGAAGGAAGGUGUUCUGCGGGGGAGAAAUCUUAUAUACUGUGCGUCUACAAGCGCAGGAAAGAGUCUCGUUGCGGAGGUGAUAAUGAUUCGCCGGAUUUUAUCCACAGGAAGACGAGCGAUGUUGGUUCUUCCAUAUGUUGCGUUGUGUGCAGAGAAGGCGGAACACGUGGAGGCCUUGCUGGAGCCACUUGGCAAGCGUGUUAGGAGCUUUUUUGGUACGUUUGGGGGUUCGACACUUCCCAAGGACACAGAUCUUGCUGUAUGCACAAUUGAGAAGGCCAAUGCUCUUGUAAAUAGAUUGCUUGAAGAGGGAAGGCUUGGCGAGAUUGCUAUCGUCGUAGUUGAUGAGCUUCACAUGGCAAGUAUCCUCCUCCCUGCUCUGUCACUCUUUGUCACCAUGCUCCGCCCUUCUCCCUGGUUUGCUUAUGCGGACCAUCGUGCUCUUGCUGCUGAUGCUGCUGCGUUCCAUCCUCCUUUGUCUGCUGCUGCUGCUGCGCUCCAUCCUUGUGCUGCUGAUGCUGCUGCGGUGCAUCCUGCUUUGUCUGCUGCUGCUGCUCCUGCGCUCCAUCCUUGUGCUGCUCAUGCUGCUGCGGUCCAUCCCGUUUUGUCUGUUGCUGCUGCUGCGCUCCAACCUUGUGCUGCUGCUGUUGCGGAUGUGGUCCAUCUUCUUGUUGCUGUUGCUGCUCUAGUCCGUCGUGUUGUUCUUGUUGCUGCUGUUGCUGCCGAUCAUCCUGUUGCUGCACCUGCUGCCGCUGCAGUCCUUCCUCUCGCUGUUGUUGCCGAUCAUCUUGCUGUUGCAGGCCCUCCUCUUGUCUUUGCUACUGCAGGCCUUCCUCUCGCUGCUGGUGCUGCUGAACGUCUUCCUCUUGUUGUUCCCGUUGCAUGCCUUCUGCAUGCCGCUGCUGCUGAACCCCGUUUUGUUCUUGCCUUUGCCUCUCCAAAUUAGGUCCUCCCCAUCAUCACUGCUGUCCGUUGAGCUUGAUCCAUCAACGACAUGAGGCUUCAUGACUG